Ochotona princeps (American pika) is the source of this 3524-nucleotide messenger RNA. RefSeq names its product RB transcriptional corepressor like 1 (gene RBL1). Lineage: Eukaryota; Metazoa; Chordata; Mammalia; Lagomorpha; Ochotonidae. The coding region runs from base 94 to 3303 and encodes 1069 amino acids. Gene Ontology annotation, cellular component: chromatin; nucleus; transcription regulator complex. The transcript is spliced from 22 exons. Gene Ontology annotation, molecular function: RNA polymerase II transcription regulatory region sequence-specific DNA binding. Gene Ontology annotation, biological process: cell differentiation; regulation of transcription by RNA polymerase II; negative regulation of G1/S transition of mitotic cell cycle. The record is from RefSeq and is a predicted model, not a curated record.
CGCGCGCUUGGCGCGGGGUGUUCUGGGUAGAGUACAAGGGAGGGAGGAAGGCACCGGGGGGGCUGUGGCGCACCGCCCGCGGAGUCUAAGGGGAUGUUCGAGAACGAGUCCGACGCCGAGGAGGGGGCGGCGGUGCUUGUCGCGGCCGGCCAGGCGCUGCAGGCCCUGUGCCAGGAGCUGAACCUGGACGAGGGGAGCGCCGCCGAAGCCCUGGACGACUUCAUCACCAUCAGAGGCAACUACAGCCUAGAGGGAGAAGUUAUGCACUGGUUGGCAUGUUCGUUAUAUGUUGCAUGCCGCAAAAGCAUUAUUCCUACUGUUGGGAAAGGUGUCAUGGAAGGAAACUGUGUUUCACUUACCAGAAUAUUACGUUCAGCUAAAUUAAGUUUAAUACAGUUUUUUAGUAAAAUGAAGAAAUGGAUCGACAUGUUAAAUCUGCCACAAGAAUUCCGUGAACGUAUAGGAAGGCUAGAGAGAAAUUUUGAAGUGUCUACAGUCAUUUUCAAAAAAUUUGAGCCAAUUUUUUUAGAUAUUUUUCAAAAUCCAACUGAAGAGCCACCGAAGUUACCACGAAGCAGGAAACAGAGGAGGAUCCCUUGUAGUGUUAAAGAUCUCUUUAAUUUCUGUUGGACACUCUUUGUUUACACCAAGGGUAAUUUUCGUAUGAUUGGUGAUGAUUUGGUAAACUCUUACCAUUUGCUUCUGUGCUGCCUGGAUUUGAUUUUUGCCAAUGCCAUUAUGUGCCCAAACAGACGGGACUUGCUAAAUCCAUCCUUUAAAGGUUUGCCGUCUGAGUUCCAUGCCGCUGACUUUGAGGCCCCCAAGGAGCCCCCCUGCAUCAUCGCUGCCCUGUGUGACCUGCACGAUGGGCUUCUGGUGGAAGCAAAAGGCAUAAAGGAGCACUACUUCAAGCCGUAUAUUUCAAAGCUCUUUGAUAGGAAGAUUUUAAAGGGAGAAUGUCUACUGGACCUUUGCAGUUUUAGUGAUAAUAGCAAAGCCAUUAACAAAGAAUAUGAAGAGUAUGUUCUAACUGUUGGUGAUUUUGAUGAGAGGAUCUUUCUGGGAGCAGAUGCAGAUGAAGAAAUUGGAACGCCUCGGAAGUUUCCUGGUGACACCCCAUUAGGGAAACCGAGCACGCAGGCUAAUGUGGAGUGUCAUCUUCAGCAACACUUUGAAAAAAACAGAUCAUUUGCACCUUCUACUCCACUGACAGGACGACGGUACUUACGAGAAAAAGAACCUGUCAUUACUCCUGUUGCUUCUGCGACCCAAAGCGUGAGCCGCUUGCAGAACAUUGUAGCUGGACUCAAGAACGCACCAAGUGAACAACUCACAAAUAUUUUUGUAUCUUGUAUGCGUAAUCCUAUGGAAAACAUUACAAAAACAGUAAAAGGCAUAGGAGAGACUUUCUGCCAACACUAUACCCAGUCAACAGAUGAACAGCCAGGAUCUCACAUAGACUUUGCUAUAAACAGGCUUAAGCUGGCAGAAAUUUUAUAUUAUAAAAUAUUAGAAACCAUAAUGAUUCAGGAAACACGAAGACUUCAUGGAAUGGACAUGUCAGUUCUUCUAGAGCAGGAUAUAUUUCAUCGUUCCUUGAUGGCUUGCUGUUUGGAAAUAGUGCUGUUUGCCUAUAGCUCGCCUCGUAUGUUUCCUUGGAUUAUCGAAGUUCUCAAUUUGCAACCAUUUUACUUUUACAAGGUUAUCGAGGUGGUGAUCCGCUCGGAGGACGGGCUCUCAAGGGACAUGGUGAAGCAUCUGAAUAGCAUUGAAGAGCAGAUCUUGGAGAGUUUGGCAUGGGGCCAAAGCUCUGCUCUGUGGGAAGCUCUCAAAGCUUCUGCAAACAGAGUUCCCACCUGUGAAGAAGUUAUAUUCCCAAACAACUUUGAAACAGGAAAUUGUGGAAAUGUUCAGGGACAUCUUCCCAUGAUGCCAGUGUCUCCUAUAAUUCAUCCAAGAGUCAAGGAAGUUCGGACUGACAGUGGGAGCCUUCGAAAGGAUAUGCAACCAUUGUCUCCGAUUUCUGUUCAUGAACGCUACAGUUCUCCUGCUGCUGGGAGUGCUAAGAGAAGACUAUUUGGAGACGAUUCGCCAAAAGAAAUCAUUAUGGACAAGAUCAUAACAGAAGGAACCAAACUGAAAAUUGCUCCCUCUUCAAGCAUUACUGCUGAAAACAUAUCUAUUUCCCCUGGGCAGUCUCUUCUAACAAUGGCCACAGCCACAGUAACAGGCACAAAAGGACACAGAGUUACAAUUCCAUUGCAUGGUGUUGCAAAUGAUGCGGGCGAGAUCACACUGGUACCUAUUUCCAUGAACACAGCCCAGGAGUCUACAGUUGAGAGUCCUGCUUCACUUACUGCUCAGUCGUUGAUUGGUACUUCCCCAAAACAGAGCCAUCUGACAAAGUCACAGGAAGUGCCUGUCGUGGGAACGGGCAAGCCAAAGCGCACCGGGUCUUUAGCCCUAUUUUAUAGAAAGGUCUAUCAUUUGGCAAGUGUACGCUUACGUGAUUUAUGCUUAAAGCUGGAUGUUUCAAAUGAAUUACGAAGGAAGAUAUGGACGUGUUUUGAAUUCACUUUAGUUCACUGCCCUGAUCUAAUGAGAGACAGGCAUUUGGAUCAGCUCCUCCUCUGCGCUUUCUACAUCAUGGCAAAGGUAACAAAAGAAGAAAGAACUUUCCAGGAAAUAAUGAAAAGUUACAGGAAUCAGCCCCAAGCUAAUAGUCAUGUUUAUAGAAGUGUUUUGCUGAGACGUAUUCCAAGAGAAGUUCCAACAAACAAUAAAAACAUAAAUGGUGAUUCUGAAAGGGCAGAAGGCGACUUGGAAGAUGCCACAAAAACACCUGACUGUUCCAGUGAACCCGUGAAAGAUGAAAGAGGUGACCUUAUAAAAUUUUACAAUACAGUCUAUGUCGCAAGAGUGAAGUCAUUUGCACUGAAAUACGACCUGUCAAAUCAGGACCAUAUGAUGGAUGCUCCGCCACUCUCUCCUUUUCCUCAUAUUAAGCACCAGCCAGGCUCCCCACGCCGCAUUUCCCAGCAGCACUCCAUUUACGUCUCCCCACACAAGAAUGGGUCAGGCCUCACGCCAAAGAGUGCGCUGCUGUACAGGUUCAACAGCAGUCCUUCCAAGAGUUUGAAAGACAUCAACAACAUGAUAAGGCAAGGUGAACAGAGAACCAAGAAGCGAGCAAUAGCCAUUGACAGCGAGGCAGAGUCCCCUGCCAAACGCCUGUGUCAAGAAAACGACGAUGUUUUACUGAAGCGACUACAGGAUGUUGUCAGUGAAAGAGCCAGUCAUUAGCACCAUGCCUGUGUCUGCUGAGAGCACUUUCAGGUCUGCGAAAAUUCGCACCUCUCUCCUCCAGUCCUUCUGGCCUUCUGGGCUGUAAGAAAAACUGUACCAAGAUUAAGCGCUUUUUUUUUUUUCACAUUUGUCUAAAAUGUAGUUGACAGAAAUGUAUUUUGAGUUUGCAUUAAAUAGGAAUAUCCUAAGAGUCUUUAAAAUAGUAGUCAUAGAGGACC